Molecule: messenger RNA, 1018 nt
Organism: Cyprinus carpio (common carp)
Lineage: Eukaryota; Metazoa; Chordata; Actinopteri; Cypriniformes; Cyprinidae
Product: soluble scavenger receptor cysteine-rich domain-containing protein SSC5D-like
Exons: 2
Coding region: 332-955 (207 amino acids)
Cellular component (GO): membrane
Source: RefSeq, a predicted model, not a curated record
UUUUCAUUUGUUCCAACGUGUAGAAAUUUGUAGUUUUUUUUUUUUCAUAGUCAUCCUAGUUCAGGGCACCAUAAUGUUUGUUUGGGACACAGUAAUAUGUAAAUUAAAGCAGUCACAUAUAUUGUUGCAUGUCUACUGUAGCCAUCUUUAGCUCCUGCUUGUUUAGGGAGCAAAUCCCCUGAAGUUUUUUUUCUUCGGUAUAUAAAAGUCAUGCUCAAUUGGGAUGAAACAACUGGGUUUUUGAGGCAUUAUCUGUGUUUUCUUAGAAGUCAGGCUGGUUGGAGGUUCUCGCUGCUCUGGGAGGUUAGAGAUACUUCAUGAUCAGACGUGGAUGUCAGUGUGUGACGCUGCCUUUGACCAGCAGGAUGCAGAGGUUGUGUGUAGAGAGCUGGACUGUGGGGCUCCUGUACAGGUGCUGGGAGCAGCUGCUUUUGACAAAGGAGACACCCAGAUGUGGACACAAGAGAUUCAGUGCAGAGGAAAUGAAUCUCAGAUUCAUAUGUGUCCAACGUCAUUCAGAUUUACACCAAAAUACAACUGUUCAAAUAAAAACAGCGUUGGACUACUGUGUACUGACCUAGUAAAUGUGAGGCUGGUUGGUGGUCACAGUCGCUGUGCUGGUAGAGUGGAGAUUCUUAAUAGAGGUCAGUGGGGAACAGUGUGUGGUUAUGGCUGGGAUUUGGUUGAUGCUGCAGUGGUGUGUAGAGAGUUAAACUGCGGAGAACCUGUAGAUGCUCUGACUGAUGUUGAAGUUGGACCUGGAUCUGGACCAAUCUGGAUGAGUGGUGCAAUGUGUACUGGAUCUGAGUCCACACUGAAAAAGUGUGGAUCAACCACAUGUGAUUUUAAUGGUGUGUGUCAUGGUAAGAGUGCUGGAGUCAUCUGUUCAGGUAACCUAAAACUUAAUUUAUUAAAAAGAAAAAAAGUAAUGUAUGUUUUCAUUCAUUCAGUCUAAGUGUUUUUUCCUUUUUUUUUUUAGAUGUCAGGCUGGUUGGAGGUUCUCGCUGCUCUGGGAGGU